Molecule: messenger RNA, 14155 nt
Organism: Artibeus jamaicensis (Jamaican fruit-eating bat)
Lineage: Eukaryota; Metazoa; Chordata; Mammalia; Chiroptera; Phyllostomidae
Gene: ZNF704
Product: zinc finger protein 704
Exons: 9
Coding region: 38-1717 (559 amino acids)
Biological process (GO): regulation of transcription by RNA polymerase II
Cellular component (GO): nucleus
Molecular function (GO): RNA polymerase II cis-regulatory region sequence-specific DNA binding; DNA-binding transcription factor activity
Source: RefSeq, a predicted model, not a curated record
GGGAGGGAGGGAGGGGAGGGACGGCUCGGAGGCAGGCAUGCAGGCGCGCCGCCUGGCCAAGCGCUCCAGCCUGGGCGGCCGCCGCGGGGGCCCCGCGCUGCAGCCCCAGGGCGCGGCGCCCGAGAUCGGGAGGCCGCCGCUGCCCCCGCCGCCGCCGCGGAGUGCUGGGGCCGGUCUCGCUCGGGCCUCCGGGGCGCUCGCGUCCUCCGUGCUGCUGCUGCUGGGCGAGGAGGACGAAGACGAGGAGGGCGCGAGCCGACGGCGGCGGAGUCUGGGGCGGGUGCCGGAGAAGCCCCGAGGGGGCGCGGAGGAGGACGAUGACGACUACGAGGAGGACGACGAGGAGGGGGUCAUCGAGGUGGUGGACGGCGACGAGGACGACGACGAGGGCGAGGAGCGCUUCCUGCCCCUUGGCCCUGGCCGCGCGGUCUCCAGGGGCCCGGCCCGGGGUGCGUUGAAGGUAGGGAGCAUCAAGCGGGACAUGUCCUUCACGUUUCAACCAGAGGACCUAAAACGAGACUCAAGUAAAAAAAUGUCUCAUCAGCCCUUGUUCCCCUUGGCUGUGGAGGAAGACAUAAAAACAGCAGACACCAAAACUGCAAACCGGGCCCUUGACCAUGACAAAGAAAACACCCGCUCCAUCUGUCUCCUUGAGCAAAAGCGAAAAGUUGUUUCUUCCAACAUUGAUGUUCCUCCAGCAAGGAAAUCCUCAGAGGAACUGGACAUGGACAAAGUGACUGCAGCAAUGGUACUAACCAGCCUGUCCACCAGCCCUUUGGUCCGAAGUCCUCCUAUGCGGCCGCAUGAGGGCCUCAGCGGAUCCUGGAAGGAGGGUGGUGCCCCAUCCAGCAGCUGCAGCAGCGGCUACUGGAGCUGGAGUGCCCCCAGCGACCAGUCCAACCCGUCCACCCCGUCACCACCGCUGUCCGCCGACAGCGCCAAGCCCUUCCGCAGCCCCGCGCCUGACGACGGCAUCGAUGAGGCUGAGGCCGGCAACCUGCUCUUCGAUGAGCCCAUCCCCAGGAAAAGAAAGAAUUCCAUGAAGGUGAUGUUCAAAUGCCUCUGGAAAAACUGUGGGAAGGUGCUGAGUACUGCAGCAGGGAUCCAGAAACACAUCCGGACCAUUCAUCUCGGGCGUGUUGGGGACUCUGAUUAUAGUGAUGGCGAAGAGGACUUCUACUACACAGAGAUCAAGCUCAACACAGACUCGGUGGCAGAUGGACUGGGUAGCCUGGGUCCGGCUUCGCCCUCCCAAUCCCUGGCUUCGCCACCCACCUUCCCCAUCCCGGAUUCAAGCCGAACAGAAACCCCUUGUGCCAAAACUGAGACUAAACUGAUGACGCCCUUGAGCCGCUCAGCCCCCACCACCCUCUACCUCGUGCACACCGACCACGCUUACCAGGCCACACCCCCUGUGACCAUUCCAGGAUCAGCCAAGUUCUCCCCCAAUGGCAGCAGCUUCAGCAUCUCUUGGCAGUCUCCUCCAGUUACCUUCACAGGCAUUCCAGUGUCACCAACACAUCACCAUCCUGUGGGCACAGGAGAGCAGAGACAGCACAGUCACACGGUCUUGUCCUCUCCACCCAGGGGGAUGGUCAGCCUAAGGAAGCCUCGGGGAGAAGGCAAGAAAUGCCGGAAGGUGUAUGGCAUGGAGAACCGAGACUUGUGGUGCACGGCCUGCCGCUGGAAGAAGGCCUGCCAGCGCUUCCUGGACUGAGACCUAAGGGACAGCAGUAAUCUGGUCACGGCCACCGGGUCACAGCCACCGUGGGUCACCCCACCUUCGCCUCCCACUGCAGCUUUUGGGAAAGCGUUCUUCCUUCUGAACAAAUACAUCCGGAGCCCAGGAAAACACUUCCAGGAACCUUGGUGGAAUUACAGCAAAAAAAUAAGUCACACAGUCACUGGUCUGUUAGGAGUCUCGCCUAGAGCAGCUAUUACUACUUUUUUGUGUGUGUGAAAAGGAAAGUCAAUUUGCUUUACUAUGUGUCUAGGUCUGAAAACUGUGGACUUCCAUAGCAAUGGAAUCAACAAUGCCCAUUUUACCUAGAAAGGAGGCAUAUUUUGAUAAGCUUUCUGAAAAAUACCAUUUCGGUAAGGGGGAGGGGGCGGUGGGUAUUGACACAAAAAAAGCUACAUGUGAUGCUGUAGCUUUUGUACAAAGAACAAUACCCACUUUUGUGUGAAUAGUCUUUUCCCAAUUUCCAUUUGACUUUUUGGGGCAGCACUCUGGGUAUCUUUUCCAUGUCUUUCUCUUUGUUUUGUUUUGUUUUGUUUUGUUUUGUUUUGUUUUUGUUUUGUUUUGUUUUGUUUUGUUUUGUUUUGUUUUGAAGAAUGGCCUGGAAAUGGUAGAGCGGUGGGCUUGCAGGAGCCCUGAUGGUGGAAAUUCAAAAAGAGGUUGACUGAACUCACCAGCAGACUUCAGCUCCAAGCUGAGCUCAGGACAUCCAGCUGUCACUGAUGGGAAACACCUAGAAGUCUUCGUGAGAUCCGUAAGAAGCCCUUCCCCAAGCAGCUCCUCCUCUGCCUACUCAGCUCAAUCCAGAACUGGCACGUGGAGCCCUCUGGGUAAGCCUGACACUUCUUUCAGGGAUGUGAUGGGAACCGCAGCUAAAAUCUGUGUGUCACCACACGUCUGGCAAAGUCAUUGCCAGGUCUAUGGGCCAUCGAGCUUCCCCUCAAAACUCCUCACUGUCUGGUCUGAGAAACGUCAAGAAAAACUGUCCCUGCAGAUUUGCCUUUAAACAGCAGAGCACAGCCUCCAUGUCUCCACCUGUUCAGAAAGCCCCGUGAGGUCAAACAGACCAACCUCCAGUCUGCGUGCACUUGGGCAGGUUUCAUGCUUUAGUGUGUCUGGGAGAUGGGUUUAUGAAUACUCUAAAUAUUUUAUGGGUAAAGAGAAGAUCCAAACCUUUAUUUUUCUUGUGAAAAUAGUGGAGCUAUUCAUUAAGAAUUUGGCUCAGAAGGAAACAUUGAGAACGCCGAAAGGAAAACGCAUGUCGGUAUAGGAUGCUCUUGAUUUAGUAGGACAGGGCUUGUGCUGUGUUCUACUUAUUAGGCUUUCUCACCUGGUUGGUUGGUUGGUUUUUGUGGUAGUGGUAUGGGGGGAGGAGGGUAGUUGUCAAGCCCUCCAACUUCCUACCCUCCUCUCAAUUGCCCUGCUAGAGAGUUAUUUCUCCUAUACCUAUGCAAAGAGGUACAAGCACCUUACAGGAUGCACUGUGCAGGACGGGAGCCUAGGAUCAGCCAUAGGAAUGUUAAAGAAGGUUGCACAGAGGAAAGUUUAAUAUACAUCUAGAGAUUGUACAUACACCUUUGUUUAAAGAGUAGAAAGAGUAACUCUUUGUUUAAAGAGUAAUUCUGUAAUGUAAUAUCCGCAAUCUAUAUGGUUAUAUUUUGGCAACUUGAUUUUUUAAAAUUCUCAUAUGACUUUUCAAACAUUAUUCCCUAGAAGAGAUCCUAUUUUCCUCCUUCAUUUAUUUUUUUCUGUAAAAACACUUAUUCUGAGAAAACGCUUAUUUCUGAGAGAAAAAGAGCUUUAUUUAAUUUCACAUCAUGAUACUCGAUCAGCACGCACCAUGGCAUCAGCUGUAAUGUAUGUUUAGUAUUUAUGAGGUUAGCCGAGAAAAGACAUUUUUUUAAGUAGAAAAAUGUUUUUGCAUCCUCUACCCUAGCAUGUUUUUCUCCUCCCGGGUGACCUGAUGCUUCACCUACAGGCACCGCCCACUGUGAGACAGGCUCUGGCCUGGUGCCAGGGCCCUGAGCUGUAGAUGGAGUGACCCAUGAGUCCAGGGCAGAUCAUGCAUUUGAGCAGAUUCACCAUGUACUUAAGUGGUGGUUGGGGUACAACCCCGGAGCAGAGGGUUUUCUCUUCAACAAAGUUCCCUGGCUCUUGAUCCUUGGAUUAUGUCACUAAUCAAAAAUUAUUAACAUGAUGAGCUGCUGAAUUUAUCCCCCCAACACACAGAGGACUUUUGGACUCAAGGAGGGAGAGAGCUUUGCUGUGGAGCAACCUUGGGACCAGGCUCUGCCGCUAUCCUGCAGAGACAGGGGGCAUGAGUAGUUCUGAGCUCUGCCUGGAUUUUAGCCAAAUGCACAGGUAUGAGCAGAAGAUGGAGCUGGGUGCCCUUCCCUGGGAGUUCUUUGCCUUUGCAACACCUUCUUUACAUGUACUCUCCCAGGUCUCCCACCACAUGGCGGCUCCUCCCUGGCCAUACAGACACCUCUACCCUAUAUGAAGGCAUGUAGUAACUAGGGGGCCACCAAGCUUUUCCUGGCUGGCCUUGAACAAAAAGGAAUUAAAUUUCUUGAAGGCCACCCACCAAGCUAUGAAUUGCAAUAUACAACACUGAUUGUAAAAGCUAAAUUUUUUUUAAUGUAAAGCUAUUUUGUUAUCCUUUGGAACUAAACAAAGUGCCAAAUUAAGCCCAACAGUUAUUUAUGCCAUCUCUGGGGCACCAUGCUCUUUUAUGUUCUCUCACUUGGCAGAGGUGGUGGAUGGGAAGGGGUGUCCCACAGCACACUGGCUGCUGAACUGGAGCCCCAUCCAUCACAGGGACCUCGGAGACUUGUCUGCAACAGGAAUGCAAUGCAGUGGAUUCUGGUCCCAAAGUAUUGCUAAAUAAGGCUCAUCAUAGCAUUGACUUUUCUCUCCCUUGAUAUUCCUUCCUUCAGAAAACAUUUCUCAUCUCUCUCCAAAGAAGGCAUUUCACAGUGAUGGACAGGUAUUCUCCAGAUAACUGCACAGUUAGAGAGAAAGUCAUCAGACAGUAGAUUGAACCCUUAGUCCAGGGGUGCCCAACCCAUGGCCCGUGGGCUGCAUGUGGCCCAGGGUGGCUAUGAAUGUGACCCAACACAAAAUCUUAUAUUUAAAAAAAUAUAAGAUUUUUUUUGUGAUAACAUGUCACAAUGUAUUUAACGUGUAGACCAAGACAACUCUUCUUCUUCCAGUGUGGCCCAGAGACACCAAAAGGUUGGACACCCCUGCCUUAGUCCUUCCCAGGGGACAUGCACCCAAGUUGUAGGAUGCAGCGUGACAACUUGGAGAAAGUAACAAGAGUGUUGGAGAACCAAGAAGAAACACGAGAGGCCCAUGGGCACCUGGCUCCCACCCCUUAGUGCUGAUCAGCCACUGGUGGCUGUCCGUGGGCCCCGCUGGGGGAGCGGCCAUCUGCAGUGGGCAGAAAUCAGGUGUCCACACCUGUGGGAGCAGCCCACUGCCUUCUUCAGCAGACUUCAUUGGAAACAAAAGCACAGCUUUCACUUGAGAAUGUUUAGAGAAAAGUGGAAAGACUUGUACAUUUAGAAUAGAAUGCCUUGAGAAUAGUAGCAAAAUACUAUAAAUAAUAUUCAUUUCCUCAGGGAAAAUUAAAGGGUAUGUGAAAAAUAGAACUGGAGGAGCUUAAUAUUAGAAAGAUAUUAUCUCCAGAGUCUUCUAGUCAGAAAAAAAAUUUUUUUUCAUGAACAUGAUGUUAUUUCAAGACAAAGUUACAUGAACUAGACGGGACCAACAUUUCUGGGGCUGGGGGAUGCUUUAUAGGAAGAGCUGUUUCUCUGUGGCUGUGCUGUGGUCAAAAGCUGGUGUGUGGCCCACAAGCACCAUUCCGGGUGGGUGUCCAGAGACUCGUGGAAGGCUUUCUCGGAAUGUAAUUGUGAAUAGGAGGCCUUGGCAUUCCUCUCAUCACCGGUGGGUUCUUAGUUCACCAGAGUUCUUAGCUAUGAGCAGAAGCUCCCAGGGGGAAAGCGUUCAAGCUGUGAUAGUAGGUUAAGGAGCAAACUUCCAUGGACUUUUCUGGACAAGGUGCUGCUUUUUCUCAUGGCCCUGUAGAAUUUCUCUUGACCACUUCAACUGUGGCAGUGACCUGGUGAGUACCAGGAAGAAUCUGCACACAAGUGAGUGGAAACAUGGCAGAAUUCGUGGGUAUGGGUGGGGGUGUGGAUCAUUUUGGAGAAUGUGCUGGGCAUGAGGGGCAACUGCAGAUUUCAUUUCUUCUAAGAAAAUAACCCUCCUGGCCACGGACACACACUCCUUGCUCCCGAUACCUGUGGGGAUUCUCCCUGAGGGUUCCUUUUCAUGGAAACUGUUUCCUUUGUCUUUUUCUAUUGGAACUAGUUGAACCACAAGUCAGAAAAUAAAAUGAAAUCAGCACUUUGGGGUACCAAUUAUACCACCAAUCCAGCAAGAAAGUAUAAGACAUAUGUCAUUGCAACUGACUUUGAGCCUAUUAUCCAAUGGUCUGGAUUACAGGUCCCCAGCCCUGGGCUGUGGACUGGUACCCACCUGUGGCCUGUUAGAAACAGGGCCACGAGCUGAGCUCGCCUGAGUUCCCCCUCCUGUCUCCCGCUGUCCCCCUCCUCUGUACCCUCCCCCACAGCCCCGUCUGUGGAAAACCCAGUCCCUGGUGCCAAAAAGUUUGGGGACUGCUGGUCUAGAUCAGUGAUUUUCAACCCUUUUCAUCUCAUGGAACACAUAAACUAAUUACUAAAAUUUUCUGACACACCAAAAAUAUAUUCUAUUUUUGCCAAUCUGAAAAAAAAAAGGUAUAAUUUUGAGUGAUUCACACCAGACACCUAUUGCCAUGUUGGCUGUUAUAAUUUUUUUGUUUGACAAUCUAUGAGGAAGAGGUCAGUGUCCCUAACUAAAUAGCGGUAUUGCAUGUUUUCAAAAUUCUUGCAACACACUGUUUGAAAAUCACUGGUCUAGAUGCUUUAAAAAGUGUAUCUAUCAUAGGACCAGCAAUCAAAGUGAGACUUUUACUUGUGGUCUUGAUUUGUAAAUAGAUCCUUUUUUAAUGACAAUCUCAUAUUUUAUAACUUCUCUUGAGGGUCUGAGAAUCACAAUGGUAAUAUUUAUAUUGGAAUGUAAUCUGAAAUACAAUAACAAUUAUAACUUAAUUUUUCAAAUAAGACAAGAAAUACACUGCUUAGGCUUCUACAAUUCUGAGAGACAUACCACUUUUAUAAUAAGCAUUAGUACUUCUCAAGUUAACAGAACUAGAAAUAUUUUACAGGAUGCAGUGUUUUGUAAUCACAAAAAAAAACAUGAACAUUUUCUGAGAAAUGACCUUGGUUUUAUACGUUGUAGCUUAUUUUUUAAAAGACAGUCUUACUGGACAGGAAGUGUUAAUAUUACAAGCAAUUCUUGCUCUCCAAACAAAGGGCUAUGCCUCUUUUAAGGAAGUGUUUUGGUGCAUAUCUUUUCAGUUAACCCUCUGCAGUGAGGGUCAAAAUGUAGGUCAGAUGGAAAGAUUAAUACCAGAAAAUCAAGAUGGCAACAGCUACUCCUUUUAUCAUUAACAGUGUGUUUUCAAUGUAUUGUGAGGGAAAAGACACUUUAAGAAUCAUCCUAUGUAUCUUAAAUCUAGAAGUCAAUUGACAUGCUUAUAAGUAAUGAGAGAAAUAUUGUUAUAAGUUUUUAGUGUAAAAUAUAGAUUCUGCCAUACAUACAAGCUACCAAUUGACCUACCAGAACCACAAACCUGCAUUUAACUAGCAAGCAUCAUUUGGUAGAAAUUUCUAAAAUCAUGGAAUGUAAGACCAAAGGUAGAAUUCUUAGGUGGUCAGUGGUGUUUCAAAUAAUUUUCUCUUCAGCUAAACUUGCACUUCCUUAUCAGAACAAGUGAUUGAUUUUUUUUUUUUACCAGGAGAAUUUACAGACAUGCCAGGUUGGGAUCAGAAAGUCAUAGUAUUCCCAAGAGCUGGGAAAUGAGGAAGGCACCCAUGGAGAGUUUAUUAACUGCACAAGUAAUUCUGAGUUUUCCCAGACCAUUCACAGUGCUGUAGUUCUUUUUUUUUUUUUUUAUCCCACUCACUGUUAAAGCAAGAAAGCAUCUUGUGUUUCUAAGAUUUUACUCGUUCAAAAGCUGGACCCAUUAGCCAAGUAUGCAGAUAACAUCCAAAGAAAAGCUAGGAUACAAUGGUCAUAUACCCAUUGGGCAACUCCUGUGAGGUUGUCAGAGGGUCAUUCAGACCUUGCUUUCAAAUGGGCUUUCAAAUCCAUACACAUGAGGACUAGAAAUGCAUGGAGUUAAGAAAUGACUAUACAGCCUCGCCUCCUGGUCCUUGAGAUGGGGCUGUCUGAAAAUCUCUAUGUCCCUUCCCCUGGAAUGUCUCUGUUGUUAACAUUAGAGUUCCCAAGAAGUAUCCAUUGCUGAAUGGUUUUGAACCAAAUGAAUCUUGCUUCAUUUUUUAAAAAGAUUUUAUUUCUUUAUUUUACACAGACAGAGAAGGAGGGAGAAAGAGAGGGAGAGAAACAUCAAUAUGUAGUUGUCUCUCAUGUGCUCCCACUGGGGACCUGACCUGGCCCACAACCCAGGCAUGUGCUCUGACUGGAAAUCAAACCGGCAACCCUCUGGUUUGCAGGCUGGCACUCAAUCCACUGAGCCACACCAGCUAGGGCAUUGCUUCACUUUUAAGUAGAAGCUUCCUGAUGGUAUAGAGCAGAUACUUUAGAAGGCCCAGGUGGGUUGUGAACGAAUGAUUUAGAUCAGGCAAAAUAUGGACACUGGAGAAUGGUGGCAAUCAUGCUACACAAGAAAAAGCAUGUCCCCUUUGAAGGGGGCACCCAGCAGUAGACAAUCAGAACCAUGCAGAAAUCAGGCCCAGGGAGGCUAGAUCUUCUGACUUGGAAAUGUGAUCUUAACUGACAGCUAAGUGUUAACAACUAACUCAGACUCUUGGCCAACACUGUGCAGACCAAAGGAACCUAAGCAUGGGCAGGUGCAGCCUUUGGCCACCAGAUCCAGCAAUUGGGAGACACACAGUUCAAAUUCCACAACCAUUAGUCAAGUUCCUCUGUCAGCCAACCUCACACUCCCCACACUCAGCUUGGCACUAUCCGGACAACUAAAAUCAAGGAUGGGAAAGAGGUCAGUUCUCCCCAGAAGUCAUUCUCAUGGAAGACUUGAUUAUAGAAGUAUAAUGUCCUCAAACUAGUCUUGCCUCUGAUCAAAAUAUACUGAAGUCUUACCCAGCUCUCACUCUGCUUUCUUGGGGUAUGCCCAGGCCAUGCCCCAGGGUAUUGAAUAACUGUAAUCCUAACUUUCUUAGUGUUUUCACUGCCGUGACCACUGUGAUGAGGGGCUGGAAAGGAGCAGCCUUGUGCCUUCAGAGAAGGCAGCUGGGAGCCCCAAAGUUUAAGACAGCACACAUAGCCUCCUUGUGCUGAAGCCCUUUGCCAACCCUUCUACACUCCUUCCCCCUCCUUCCUGCCUUGUGACUUUUUGUUCCUGGGUAAUAUUUCUGUAGUUUCACCUCUGAUAUGGCAAAAUUCUUGCUGAAAAACUGGUAGGUAUUUGGGUAUUUUAGAGUGUCCACUGACCUCAGAAUGGAAUUUUUCCACACAGAAAACCUUACCAUCUUUAUCUUAGGACAAAGACAAAAUAGGAAUAAAUGUGUUGUGAAAAAAAUUAGGUGUCACUUCCUUCAUUUGGAUGAAGUGGUUUUAGGACUAUAUGGACUAAGUGAUUUUAGUCUGUAUCUCACACCAGAAUCCUGAUGGUGUUGGGACAAUCUCAUUUAUAAUAAAGCAUGCCUCUUCCAGAUGCAUUGUGUUAUUUGUACUUCCUAAGAACCAAGCGGAGAACAGGUAUAUUUAGGGUCACUAUCACCCACCUCCAAGGCUAACUUGGAGUGAUCUUGAACCUGGGAGUCAGCUUCAUGCCUGCCUGCAAGUUCAAUGGCAAGGGCUCAGUAAAGCUCAGACCUUACUCUUUCAGAACAAAUCCAGACCCGAGAAAACCCAGUGACCCACCAUGUUCAGCCCAUUCUUCCAAUCCAGUUUCUCAACAUAGAAGAGCCCAUUCACUCACAUUGUUAAAUACAAAUGAAUGAUCUCCAAAUAAAAACUAGGACUAGAGCAGCACCAUCCUGCAUCUCCUAAGUUUCCAAUCAUGUAGGUGGUCAUUAUAGGAGUUGAGAAGCUAACACGAAUAACAGUUUAGACUCCUUGGGAAAAGUUAUUUUUCUGCCAACAUUCAACAUUUGUUAUCCAUGUAAACCUAAGUUGAUGCCAGGAAAUUUUAAAAUAGCUCAGAUUUACUGUGUGUAAAGAUCACAUCAAAAAGUAAUGUUAACUCCAAGUUUGAAACUGUUAAAAAUUAUCAAGUCUACUUAAUACAGGUCCACCCCCACCUAGCCAAAGGUAGAAUGAGCUUAUGAAACGUUUUGUAAACUGACUCAGUAACACGAAGACCUACGUUAGAGUAAGGUGAUGGCUUUUUUCUCAAAAGCAAAAAUGCUCUUCGGAUUUCUUUUGGUUAGCAAAGACAGGUGUCAAUAUAAGGGUUUCAUAAAAACCAAGUGGCCAAAAGCAAACUUUUCAAAUCGGGGGCCCAUGUAUUACAUUCACUUAGAGGGCAAUUCUCUACAUUUUUAAUUCAGAAAAUUAGCAAGAAUACAAAUUAGCAACUACUGGUGAAGGCAAAGUAAGCUGUCAUUAAAAAGUGACGUUUUCUUUUAAAAAAAGAGUUGCUCAUCUAUGUUCUUCUAACUAAAGAGGAAAACCAACGCUCAGGAGAAGUUGAGCUUUGAGAACAGAGAGCAGUCCCCAUCCUGGCAGCCACCUUGCAUUCACUGGUGAUGCGUCCCUCUGUUAUUGCACUGUUAUUGUGGAUGUUCCUCUCCCAAGGUCCCAGAUUAUACAUUUUGCGUGCUGAUUUCUCACUCUGAAAUAAGAUCCAAGGGGAUGAAAGUCAUCGUGACUGGUGUGUUAGUCUCAAUCUGUGAGGCCACCCCCUCCCUUUAGGGAAGAAUUCCCUGCUCAUCUGUCUGAACAGUUUGGGGAGUGCAGUCAGAGAGAAGGGUCAGUCAGCACACGGCCUGCUGCACCCAUCACAAAAGACUUGCCAAGUCACUGAUAAAGGACAGGCAGACAUCUAGUCCUCUCACGCAGACUCAAAGCCCUGUGCAAGUCCCAUACCACCAGCAAGUGGACCAGGAAUGGUGGGAGGGCAAAGGGAGUAAGCUUCACUGUAAUUGUCCCAGGCCUCACUUUGCCCACAUUAUACAACAUGAAAAUGGAAGCAUUUUUUAAAAUGCGAAAGGAGGUGGCUCCUGCAGGGUGUCAUUUUUUAAAUGUUAUAUUCAUGGAUCUAGAAAGCAGCAGCUUCAAUCCACUCACAUGGUGAAGCCCUUGUCCCUUACCCCGGGGGCAGCCUCCCUCCUGUGCUUUGAGCAGAAAUGGAGGGACCGAGAGGAAGGAGGGAAAACUUUAGGACCAGUGCCUGCUGCCAGAGUUAGAAUGACCCUCCAGGACCCAUGGUACAGCUUCAUCAUAAACUACCCCCACUGCACCCCAAAAUAAGGAUGCAUCUCCUGCAGAUUACAAACCCUUGCUUUGCUCUUUAAAUCUUUUUUUGAUAGACUCUGCUAAUUGGAAAUCAAUGACUGUGAUUUGACCAAGCCCUGUGAUGAUAGAAAAAUCCCUUCUUCUGAAGUCUCCCAACUGUUUGGGGAACCUUCUUGACCACUGGCAGGAAGCUUUAGAAUAGAGUUAGAUUUUUAGGGAAGAGCUCAAUACCCCCAAAUAUACUUUCGACUUCAAUAACUGAAAAUUCCCUGGGUGUAAAAUAACCCAGGAAUGUGGAUCACAUAUGUAAAAAAAUGUCAUUUAUCAAUAUUUUCCUACAAUACACCCUAAAAUCCCUAUUUUUGUAAUUAAUGGUUAGACAGCGGUCAGCCAUUUGAACAUGUGCUUUCUGGAAUAACCAGACACUAGUUUCCAAAGCAUUUUGUGUAUCAAAACCUAUAUACUUAGAAGAACUCAGGAUAAGAAGAAAUUGCUAGGUCCCAAAGGGUUCGUGACUAUCAUCAAAUGCAAAGGCCAAGUGGCCUCCAGUCUUCUUCAAAUGGGCUAGAGAGUGAGAGAAACAGCGGUUAUCACAGAACCUCUGUUGCCCUUAGUUCAUGACAAAGCUUUUUAAAAGUCCACUUUUAAAAAUUAAGCCAUCUUUCAAAUUGUUUUCUAUACCAAAUCUAAACUAUUGAAAUGAAAAUCUAAACAUCUUUAGUGGGGUUGUUAGUGGAAAUGCCGUCAAUAGGCAACAUUGCGCUGUAGUGCCUGUGAAACAAGCAAAGGAGAAAGACAGAAUGAAGGUAAAGAAGGGUUCUUCCUGCAUGAGUCUAGCCUUCAAAUGACAGGCCUUAACUUGUGGUUGGGCACUACUAAUGCAAAAUCAAUGUGGCAACGCUACCCAAUUUUCAGACAUCUUUUGAAAUAGUUUUAGCCACCAUUUGGAGAUGAGCGAGUGCUUACAAAGGUUAUUAGUGUUAGUAAAUGAAUGUACGAAGUUACAAACUAUGCAUUUUCAAAGAGUAAUAUUUAUUUUGUGUCAAACCCAAGUAAAUCCUUUUCAUAGAGACUUAUCACAACCACAAAUUAUUCAAGAUAAACUUGAACACAUGUUAUUAUGGGGAGGUGGGACUCCCAUCUAUAUUCUUCUAGCUGAUAUUUUUAAAGACGGUGCAUUAAAAAUUCAGGCUCUAAACAAAUUCAGCCAUUAAGGUGAAUUAAUAGGAAAUGGUUUAUAUUUUACCUCUUAAACAGAAAAAGGACAUGUUGGCUGUCACAAGAUGUGCCCAGUUUGUAGAGGUAUGUGUUCUAGGAACAUUGGAUUAACAAUCAAACAAAACUGCAUAGAGUUAAUGAGGAUCACAUUGGAUAAAUACAGUGUGGGUUGUAUCUGGUGUGUUUAAUUCUCUACUAAAAAAGUAUUCCUCAAAGGCUUUGGGUUAUGUAGUUCCAAAGGACAAAAUAUAAAAAUAAAAUAUUGUCAUCUGAGGUGGUGAACACAAUACAAUAUACAGGUGGUGUAUUAUAGGAUGGUACACCUGAAACCUAGAAUUGUAUUAACCAAUAUCACCCCAAUUAAAAAUGAAAAAAAUAAAAUAUUUCCUAGCAAAGCAAAUUACUGAUCUUUUUUCGAAAUUACAUGGAGAUGAUGACUCAUUUGGGGGGAUGUUUAUAUGGAAUGUGCACAUGUUUCUUUAGCUCUCUUGUUGAUUUUAUAUGUCCAUGAAAACUUUUCCACUAAUAAUUUAUCUCUGCUCCUUAAUCAAUGCUUUACUAUAUUACACGACAUGAAAAGAAAAUCCUUGCCUUCAUCUGACAAUGUGGAAAUAGAGAAAUCCAUUUCUCCACAGUCUAUUUCCCUUCUGUGUCCACUGACAAUGUUUCUCAACUGUUUGUAUGUAAAAUACUGGGAAACACACUUGUAAACCUGGCACUCAUGUUUAGUUAUACUGGAUAUGUUUGCUACCAUUUAGAAGUUAUGCGGAAUGUCUUUUUGUAUUACUUUUAGCCAAAAUCAGAUGUUCUGAUACUAUGUUUCUGAAUACCUAGUCAACUGUAAAUACAACCUGCGGAGGUCCAGGUUCAGACACUUUUCACUGACUGUUCCUCAGCUGUGCUCCUGGCCAGCUUUUGGCACAUUGUAUAUAGAUUUGUCGAAUGUUUAAAUGAUGUUGUUUUUCUAAAUGCUGUUCUCUAAAACAACUUUUUUGAAAUUUUUUUUUUUUUGCUUUCCAUUGUUUGGGACUUUGUGUGUGCUUUUAAAAAAAUUGUUUUCUAAAUACUUAACACCAGGAAAAAUAUUUCAAAUAAACUGGUGCUAAUUGAAAUAGAAGAGAAAUGUCAGAUUGAAGAUGUACAACAUAAAAUGUUCACACCAGUUAAACUAAAUUGCACUCUCCUGAGGGGACAGCUGGCAUCUACCUGCAGUGGGCAUCAGGGGGACUGCUACAUGUUUACAGCUUCUGUGGCCCACUUAAGUGUGAAAAUAUAGAAAUGGGGCUGUCCCCCCAAGUCAAGGAUUUACUACAUUGGUCUUAUGGAAGAAUAUAAGUAGAAGUAAAGGUUUAUAGUAGGAAUCACGUUAAUAAUAGUCUUCUGGUCUUUGGAGUUUCACGUCUGUAAUGCUUCAUGUAACAAUGAACCUGGUGUUGGUAGUCUAGUCUGACAUCCUCGUUGACCUGCACUCACUGCGUGUACGGUUCUAGCUUGGGCUGCACAGGCACAUGCCGAGCCAGAGCACAGACUGUCGUUAGGCCAGCCUGACUUCUGCAGUGUCCUCACACAUGAACUUAAAUGCACUUGUAACUUGGUAAUUACCAUGAGGUCUAACUUUCAUGUAAUAAAAGUUUUUGUGAUCUGCUUCUA